This is a messenger RNA of Cottoperca gobio, 1808 nucleotides long. It is a transcript of the gene cep57l1, whose product is annotated as centrosomal protein 57, like 1. Gene Ontology annotation, molecular function: identical protein binding; microtubule binding; gamma-tubulin binding. NCBI's taxonomy places the organism in Eukaryota, Metazoa, Chordata, Actinopteri, Perciformes, Bovichtidae. The record is from RefSeq and is a predicted model, not a curated record. The transcript has 11 exons. Gene Ontology annotation, cellular component: centrosome. Bases 225 to 1655 code for a protein of 476 amino acids.
UGGGGACGUUGAGGCGGAAACUGAAAGCAGGCGGAACCAAUGUGAUGAGGGCGGCAAAGAGGAGGGAAAUUUAAAAAGUCCGGACUGCCUGGUGGUGACAGCACAACUGAGUCGCUCGAAUAAUCAGUUAGUUAGCUACAUAAAAACCUAGCAGUCGGAGAAUAUUAUUACUUUAUCUAAACAUAUGAUUCGUCUCUAGCGAGUUUCUACCUCAAUGUCACAAAAUGGAGACUUAUUACGAUCAGACUUUAGACUCACCCUCCAAAAACAGUUACAUUGGGAGCUAUUACCAGCCUCCAGACAGGAUGCGACCAAUAGCAAGACAGCUGGAGUUUCCUGCCCUCUCAUCAUUCAACAGGGACCCACAGAUGACCAGCCCUGGGUUGUCUCAGACCAAACCUAAUAUUGACAGCACAGCUGUUCUUGAUGCACUGAAGACCCUCCAGGAGAAAAUCAGGCGGUUGGAGCUGGAAAGGAAGCAAGCGGAGAAAAGCUUUAGUCAGUUCUCCCAUGAUGCUCAGAAACAUCAACAGGUCACAGCAGCUCACACUGUGCCCAGUCAACCAGCAGCCAGCGCGCCUGAGACAGAUAACUCUGGCAGGACAGAGCUUGACUCAAAGCUGCAGUCGGCAGAGUCUCGGUGUAAGGUUCUUGAGAAGCAGCUGGACUACAUGAGGAAGAUGGUUGAAAACGCUAAGAAGGAGAGGAAUACCCUCAUGGAGAAUCAGGCUUCACUGCAGAACCAGGGGCCAAGCAGCUCAAACGCACAAUCUCAGCGGGAGAAGCUGGAGAAACUUGAAUCAGAGUGUCUCAAAUUGAGUCGGACCCAAACUCUGGCAGAGACGAAGCUAGCCAUUCUGGAGCAAAAACUACUGAAAGAAGAGCACGAGCGUAAACUUGUGCAGGAGAAAGCAAACGAGCUGCAGAAAGAGAUGAACAUCAACUUUCGAUUGUCUCUGCCAGCUACUGAAGAAAUAAAGCCAAAGAAGAAAACAAAAAAGACCACCAAGAAAACCUCCAGACAGAAUGAGCUGGCAUCACCAAGCCGCAAAAGAAUGCCCUUCGUUGCAGGAACGUCGACAAGUCCAAGCCAUUCAGUUCACGCCAACAUACAAAGCAUUCUUCACAUGAUGAAGCACCAUCAGCCCCAGCUGUGUGAACGAGUGAGCGCUCUGCACAGGUCUGGUUGUGCAGCCAAGAAAAGCCUCCAAAAGGACUUUGCUCCAUCUUCCACCGACACAGAUCUGUCACUGGGCUCGCUGUCUGACCUGCUCUUGGCUCUGCAGGAUGAGCUAGGACAAAUGAGCUUUGAGCAUCAGGAGUUGGUGCAUCAGAUAGAUGCAAUCAAACAUCGCGAGCAGAGGCAGGAUCUGCAGAGAGAACUGGAGAGGUUGGUCACCAGGAUGGAGGAGAAGGGAGCUCAGAUCACUAAGCUCCGCAAACACCAGCAGACGGUCCAUAAAUUGACCCAACAAUGUGCUGAGGAACACACAGCCACGAAGCUGAGUGGGAUCAAGCCUCCGGUUCCCUCUCCUGUUAAGGCUCAGAAGAAAGGAAAGAAAGGUGGGACCACUCGCAACAACCUGCAGCUUCUUAGAGAGACCCAAAAGUUCAAGAACAGACUUCAACAAGAGGACCUCUCCUGGGAAACAUGAGGCUCUCUGAAAGGCCUGUCUGUGUGCAGGCUUUGAUGCUACAGCUGGUUGAACGACAACACUCCCCUUGGUCGCUUGCGGUCUCUUCAAAAUAGCCUCUGGGACAUUUUUAGUAACGAAUGAAAAGAGGGAAUAAAGUGUUUUUGGGUUUCA